Pyrus x bretschneideri (Chinese white pear) is the source of this 640-nucleotide messenger RNA. Its product is annotated as F-box/LRR-repeat protein At5g63520-like. The transcript has 3 exons. Bases 77 to 460 code for a protein of 127 amino acids. NCBI's taxonomy places the organism in Eukaryota, Viridiplantae, Streptophyta, Magnoliopsida, Rosales, Rosaceae. The record is from RefSeq and is a predicted model, not a curated record. Gene Ontology annotation, biological process: positive regulation of proteasomal ubiquitin-dependent protein catabolic process; protein polyubiquitination.
GGAGGUUAUCGAGAAGGUUCUCGCUGAGCCGAUACGGCUUCAUUUGGUUGUGGCUAAUAUUGGAACUGGGUCUCGUAUGACAUUUGCAAGCAUUUAUAAAAAAAAAUUGGGGUCCAGUGUUCCAUUCAUCAUUUCUACUUCAAGUGGAAUUUUUGGAAGAGAUGCUCUUACCCAUGAAUUCAAAGAGGUUAGGUGGGGAGAGGUUUGUGGUGAUGGAAGUGAUGAAGAUUGCUCUAUACCAGCAAAGGAUGUGACCUAUGACAUCCUUUUGACUGUUGGCUUUGUGCCAGGAUUGAAAGUUGAUGCCAUCCUGCUAUUACGAACAAUAAAGGUGCCAAAUUUUACAUUUCUGUUACACUUUUCUUUGAUAUGCUUUCUUGGGGAAUAUUUACAUUUCCUUGAACAUUAUCCUGAUGCAUCAAAUUUUGUUUCUGUUACAGAUAUGAAACUGUUCAUGUGAUGAAGGUACUACAAAUGUGUCCAUCUUUGCAUUAAAUCACCGGAUUCGUUUAGUUUAAUGGUCAAAUUAUUAAUUCAGACAUUUGCUAACUGUUUGAUCUGUUUUUGGAUUGUUGUGUGCUAUGGAAUUGUGUAAUAUGUUGGAUGUUGAGAUGGCAUUUAGAAACGCAUGCUUCAAUCU